This is a messenger RNA of Mercenaria mercenaria, 2586 nucleotides long. Its product is annotated as zinc finger HIT domain-containing protein 2-like. The record is from RefSeq and is a predicted model, not a curated record. NCBI's taxonomy places the organism in Eukaryota, Metazoa, Mollusca, Bivalvia, Venerida, Veneridae. The transcript has 3 exons. Bases 141 to 1349 code for a protein of 402 amino acids.
UCGACAGAGUUGCGUCCCUUCCUCUCAACUCCGCCAUUUGUAACGUUUUACAAUCGUAUCUCAAAUUUAGUAACUUAACGUGGUUUUCUUACAUUUUUAUCACUUUUCAACUUUACUUUUUAAUUUACUUUAACUUAACUAUGUCAGAAGUGGUAAAACUGGUAUCAGAAGAAGCUGUCAGUGAAGAAGAAGGACGAAAAUCAGCGUGCCCAUUGUGCUUGAAAAGUUCACGCAAGUACACCUGUCCACGAUGUAACACACCGUAUUGUUCUGUAGAAUGCUACAGGUCUGACAAACAUAGAGAUUGUUCCGAAGGGUUCUACAAGGACUGUUUUAUGGAAGGUUUGAAAGACUAUUCUGCUGAUCCUGAGGAUAAACAAAAAGUUCUUGAGAUGUUGAAGAGAGCUGAGGCUGACCCAGAUUUGAAUGACCUUGAUGAACCUGCAGAUGACCUUCAUGAAAGACUGGGUGACCUUGACAAAGAUACUAAUGAAGUUUGGAACAGACUUACAGACCAGGAAAAGAAAGAGUUUCAGGUGAUGGUUGGAGAUGGUCGCCUUGGAAACCUUGUUGAAAUUUGGUCACCUUGGUGGUCAGCAUCACCAUCCCUAGUUACAGAGGUUGAGGACAGUUUAUCAGGUGCAAGGUCACCUAGUGCAGUACCCAGUAUUUUACCAGACAUUCCAAAUAUUUCUCAGAUUCUUAAAUCAAAACCAUCGGCAGAUGUUAAAUACAACGUCAUUAAUGUUUUGUAUGUUUACUGCUAUGUUUGUAGACUCCAUAAUGGAGAACAGGUUUCCAUGGCAACAGAAUGUGCAGCAGACAUUUUGGCUCUGUCCGAUGUUUUAGGUCAAGGUCACACAUGCGGAUCAGUGGACGAAGCAGUUCAAAUGUGUAUGAAAAAGCUUAUCAACCAACAGAAUAAUUAUGAAUCGAGUCCACAUUUCAAUGUUUCAAUAUUGAAGGAUAUUGAGAGUAUUAUAGCUGGCACAGGAGAAAAUGAACCCUUAAAGUUCUUACUUGCAGCCCUAUCAGAAAUUUGUCAAAUUUUAAAAAAAUCUCACAAAAAUAUUGCAAAGAAAUUGAAAAGUGAGAAAUUUGCUGCUGCAAAGGAGAAGUAUAAUAAAUCAAAAGCAAAGUAUUUCCAGAUAUGUAAGAAAUGUGAAUUUUAUCUCAGCUGGGCACAGACUUAUGGGAUGGCUCUGACUGGACUGGUUCCCGAAUUGCAGAUUGUGCACUCACUGUUGUCGGCAGAACUUGAAGCAGUGAACCAGUCAAAGAAACAGCUGGAGGAAGAAUGGGGUGGAAAAGUGAAACCUAGAAAGAAGAAACUUAUUGAAGAAUUGUGAAGGAAUUUAGAUUUAUGUCUGUGGCUUUCUACCAUUAAACAAUUAAUUACACCAAGGAAGUUUAGGAGCGUAUAUUUCAGUCUUACACUGAAAAACAUAUAUCCUCUAGAUAUAUCUCCUGGGAUGGGCAGAGGUGAAGUUCUCCCUUACCCACCCACUCACUAAAAUAUUUUUAUGCCUCCGUGCAAAUAGUGAUUGAACUGUCAGUUCAACCAUACAAGUUUUUACCAUUUCACUUACAGUCCACAUUGAUGACCCAAUUUAGUUCAUACUCACACUCAACAACCCUUGUGACCAUCCUACAAACAGACCUAUAUAAUAAUGACUUUGAACCUCAUAUGGCCUUCACCUUCAAACUUAAAACCUCAAGAAAAACAGCAUCUGAAGUCAUAUACCUGGGAACAUGAUUUUGCAUUUUGUUCUUUAUAAUAACAUUUUGACAUUUUAAAAUGGCUAAGGUCACUCUAUAAUAUUUUGUUCCCUACCUACAUGCCCCCCCCCCCCACAACCCAUUAAUCAUACUGACCCCAUAUAUUUCUGUAUGACUGCACAAAACUUUAAAGCCACAGGGUAACUAUAAAAUCUGUAAGAAGACCAUUUGAAACCAUAGAUCGCAACCAAGCAAGACAGUAGCAGACUCAAGUUUGAUUGAGUCUGCUCACUGAAUGGUAAUGAAAUGUGCAACACCUCCUAGUACUGGCUUAAUUCUGUUCCAGUAAAAUUGAAUGAAGUCCAUGAUCCCAAAGGACCAGAAAAUAAAAUAACACUGAAUCCGAGUAUGGUGACAUUUAAAGACUGCUGUUGUUAUAGUCAAUAAAAUCAUUAAAAAGAUCAUUACAUAAAUCAAAAUGGCUUUCCAAAACAUUGUAAGGUCAGUGAAGCUGUAAUGUAACACAUCUUGAUAUAACUGCUAAAUUUUAUGUCAUUGUAUUUCAAAAUCAAGUGUUAAACUGCAUUGUGAAAGACAAUGUUAUAGACGCCAUCGGGAAUUAGGGCAAACAUAUAGCUUUUCAUGUACUGGUAUCUUGGGAAGACAGCAGACGAAACAUAAAAUAAUGCAUGAAGUACCACAUUGCAGUUCUAUGAAAUGUGAAUAGUGUUUAGAUGGUUUUAAAAAAAAAGGUUGUUGAUGGAUGAAAUAUUAGGAGAUGAUACGGAGAGAUUAGAGAUGUUUAAAUUUAGCAGUGAAAAUCUUUUCCAGAAGCAUAAUUUUAGUGAUAUUUAGGACAUUAUCAAU